CCUCCCUCCCCGCCCGGCCGCGCUCCCCUCCGUGACCCUCCCGGGGAGCCGGGCAGGGCGAGAGAGGCGGCGGCGUCAUGUGACAGCGCGGCCCGGUGCCAGCAGCCCGGGGGGAAGGCGGGAGGCAGGCAGGCAGGGAGGGAGGCAGGGCGGGAGGGAGCGAGGCCGGCCCCUCCUCACACACACACACACACACACACACACACACACACACAGAGCCGGAGCCACGGCGCCUCCAGCCUCUAGCCUCGCCGCCCAGCGCCCCCACGGCGCCCUCCGCACCUCCCGCCCAGCAAAUCCAGAUAACAAGAAGUGUUUGGCCGCACAGUCUUGGCCGGGACAUCGCAGGCAUCAGAACAGGUGAAUAAAAAAGAUGCUAAUGUUUGACCCAGUCCCUAUCAAGCAAGAAGCCAUGGACCCUAUUUCAGUGUCAUACCCGUCCAAUUACAUGGACCAAAUGAAGCCAAACAAGUACAGCGUCAUUUAUUCUACACCGAGCAUGUUGCACAAUAAAUUCUACUCAAACGCUGACGGACUAUCGAAUGGAAUCCAGAUGGAGCCAGUAGACCUUACGGUGAACAAACGAAGCUCACCACCUUCCGCUGGAAGUUCUCCUUCCCCCUUGAAAUUUCAGACUGUGCACAGGAGAACUUCACCUGGAUUGACUCUGUCCUCACCCAGCUCACCUAUCAGUAAAUUCACGCCAUCACCCCCAGGAGUACAGCCUUUAUCUAUGCCCAUAACAAUCCCACCUGUAAUGGCUGCUGCUCUUUCACGCCAUGGACUGAGAAGCCCUGGAAUACUCCCAGUUAUCCAGCCUGUUGUGGUCCAGCCCGUUCCUUUUAUGUAUGCUCCCCAUCUCCAGCAACCCAUCAUGGUGUCCACAGUUCUUACAGAUGAGAUGGAAAGUCCAAGUAGCAUGCAAGUGCCUGUCAUUGAGUCUUUCGAGAAGCCUACACUGAAGAAAACAAUUAAAGUAGAACCAGGAAGCGAGCCAUCAAAGACUGACUUCUAUCCUGAACGAAUGUCACCUCCAAUGACCUCAUUGUCUCCCCAGCAAGUGAUGCUGCAAGAGAAUCACCCUUCGGUUAUAGUUCAGCCUGGAAAGAGACCUUUACCUGUGGAAUCACCAGACACGCAAAGAAAACGCAGAAUACAUCGGUGUGAUUAUGAAGGCUGCAACAAGGUCUACACUAAAAGCUCCCACCUGAAAGCUCACAGAAGAACCCAUACAGGUGAAAAACCAUACAAAUGCACUUGGGAGGGAUGCACGUGGAAGUUUGCUCGUUCUGAUGAACUAACGCGGCAUUUCCGCAAGCAUACAGGAAUCAAACCUUUUCAGUGCCCAGACUGUGACCGUAGCUUUUCACGUUCGGACCAUCUUGCUCUUCACAGAAAACGUCACAUGCUAGUCUGAGUGUCUUCUGUCCCUUGACUCCUGUCAACACUUUUUUUUUUUACACAUGCAUUUUAAUUUGGGUUCAGCUGGUCUGAAUCUCUGAGUUUAUACCAUUAAAGGCUUACAUAUGGUCAGUAAUAGAUGUUAUCUAACCCUUCUAUGUCCUUGCCACGGGUCAGACCUAAAGAAUGUGAACACUUUUUUUUUUCUUUCUCCUGGGGAUGCUAAGCAAACCCUUUCUGCAGAGAGUAUGUUUAAUGUAUUCCAUUGUGAAUAAGGGAAUUUGUAAGCAAACGGCUUUUGUUGGUUUCUUCGUAUAAUCAACCCAGCAUAUACUGAUAAAGUAGUAAAUGUUACUGAAUAUCCAAAAUGCUAGUCCUUGCCAGAGACUUUAUUUAUGUGCCCUCUAAGGGAUACACUCUCAUUUUAUGCUCAACAAUGCAAUGAAUGGAUUUCCCAACCUUAUUGAUUUUUGCAAUGUGGUUAAUACAGCAGUUUUAGAAAGACACCUGAUUUAGAAAUCCCCUCUGCCCAAACAGUGAAUAACACCGUAGGAAUAAAUCUAAGCAAUAUACUUGACAGGAAGAUUGAGUCAUAGUACCACUCACCCCAGUUAAGAAGAAAAAUUAGCAGGAAUUGGGCUUCACAUAAUAUUCUGUAUCUAAACCAAUGUCAUCUGUCCUCUGUAUUAUAGUGUAGUAUACAGUCCUGUUCUUACUGCAUAAAGCCCUGGUGGAUUUGUUAAAUGAAGACCUUGCGUGACACUGUAUGUCUGUUUUCUGUGCACCUGUAUGGAUGGAACACAUACGGUACUCUCCUGUAACAUGGCAUUAAAAGAUACUCAUAGAAACCUACCACACCUCAUUUCAGGGAUGUAGACUAUCCCUCUGUAAUCACUCCCCUACAUUUCCUUUACUUUAGAUAUUUUUUUUUUCUGCUGUACCUCAGAAAAUAGAAAUUGUCAUGUCAAAAAUGCUCUGAACUGUAUUGUUGCGAGUUCCACUUUAAUACGCUACAGUAUUUUAAAAUAUUAAUUCACAAUAUUUUUAUGACAAGAUGGCAUCAAAUACGAAGCACUUCUGAUGAUAAAUUGAGUCAUGUAUCUGUUUUGGAUAAAAAUGUAUACCAAACCAUCCACUUGACAAUUCUGGUCUGUGACUCCAGUAGUCUCUCAAUGCUAGGUAGACAAAGCUUUCCUGUGGAUAUGUCUAUUGCAUUAAAAUGUCAUAUCAGCAACUCCUCACUCCCAGGUCAGUUAGCAAACACACCUCCGUAGUAGAAUACAAAUAGAACAAGCUGAAUUCAAACAACAUAUAGCUGACCCUAGAAACAUUCUGGUAUGUGGAAUACCACUGAAAGGAAGGUUUACGUCUUUAUUAGCUGGCAGAUUGUGGCACUACAAGGAAACAGGAUGUAUUUGUCUAGACUCUAGCACACCAUGGAGUUUUUGUUCUUUCCCCUAUGUAAGGUAAACACCAUUCCCUGCAAUGUAAACAUGAUGAAGUCAGAUUUUCCUUUCUCUUGGAAAGACCCAGUGGGAAAUGGAGGGUUGUGGGGAGGAGGAAGUUGAUAAAAUCCUCCAGGAGGAGGCAGGUGGAGUGCCCAUCUGCACUAAAGGUGGGUACUUUAGGACCAAUGGAGAGGAACGCUGUGCUUCUACAUCCUGUGGAGUCCAACACCAGGCUGAAAUACUGCAGACACGUGAGACUUGAGUGUGAGGAGCCGUCCCUUGCUGACAGGGUUUACCAGGUGUUCAGCUGACACAUGCCCAUUACAGUAGAGAAAAAGGGGAGAAACAUGCUCAUGGUGAUUGCUGUAAAAUGCAAAGUAUUGUUCAAAUUGUGUAACAAAUCUUACGUAUGGGAAUAUGAAACCAGCAAUUUUAUUUAAGGAAUAGAGUCCUUCAUCUGUGCUCUGGAAAGGGCAGAAUGGGAGUUUGCAGUGCUGGGCUGAGGCUGGUUCUGCACAGCUUUUAUGAAGAAGAUCCGUACGCUCUGUUACCUCACCCCAAAUCCUCAGGACUUCACUAGGACUCACCCUGAUCGGUUUAUCUCCAGAACUGGAAAACCUGGAAAAUCAAUUGGUCCCUGUUUGCUUGACUGAUUUGUUACUAACGCUGAUAAGCUUGCUGCUGUUGAGCAGCUGUUUUAGAAUGGUGGUUAUCGUUGGAUUUUCAUUUCUUAUUUUCAGUGGUAGCAACAUUGUGAGGAGUCAGAAAUUGCCUCCUUCGUUUGGCUCAAGAUUUUGAUGGUAAUUGAUAAUUGUAGACCUGUUGCUGACUGAGGGGGCUGCCUGGAACUUUUGUAGCAUCAAGCACAGGUCUACAGCCACUUGGUAGCUUUUAUCCUGGGAUAAAAACAAUUCUCAAUGAUUUUAGGGGAAAAAAGUAGGUGAGAUCCUAUUAAUCUGUAAGUGGGUUAAUGGCAACUGAUCCCAUUUUUAGCUUAACAAAUGCAAAUGCCUAAGAUUUGGGGUGCUUAAGCAACAUUUCUUUCCAAUGCUUGAUCUCUCUUCUAAGGCUUUCAGAAGAUUUUUAAGGCUUUUCGCAAGAUGUUUUCUUUAAUGUGUUGUGGGUUUAUUUUAUUAUUUUAAACUAGAAAUAUAAAAUCAGAUACCUUAAAGGCUGAACUUCUUUUUACCUGAGAGUCACUUUGCAGAACUUAAUCUAUUUUAUUUACUAUGUUCAUUCAUUAGCCUAUGUACCUUUUUUUCCAGAAAAUAUUUAUGAUAAUGGUGGGGACAAAUACAGUGGAGAUGCAAUAGAACUUUUAAAUGUCUUUAGCUAUGUGCCUUGUGAUUUAGGACAACAAAAAAUUAAAUAUUAAAUAGAAAUAUUUGAGAUUUUUUCAUGUAAAUGCAUUGUUUGUAUGAUUUAUCACUUGGGUCUGUGGUGUCUGUGUAAUGUCAAAAAAGUCACAUGUAAAUAGGAUUUCAUCUUUUUGCUGAAAAACAUGCGUUUACAUCUUGAGUGGCUCGUUGACUCAUUUUAGCAAAUUUUGAUUUGAGGGGUACCAUGAAAUUUUUUAAUAUAUACAACUAAAUACUUUUUAACAGCCAGUCUUUCCAUCUAUGACCUAAAGAGAAGCCAGUUUAGAUAAAAAGAUUAAAAAAAAAAAAAAAACUAAUCCUGCAGACGAUGUAUAUUUCAAAAAACAUCUUUCACUAGCAGUGUUGCACUGUGCAGUAGGUAACAAAUAAUACUGUUCUACUAAAGUGUUCCUGUUGAAACCAUUUGAUUAUAAUGGGUUACUAGUUUCUAUGACAAUCUUAUAAAGCUAAGCAGGUGUUACAGUGUGGUUUUAUUUAAAUAUACACUGCCGUGCUGCAGUGGUAUUUCUAAUGCCACAUCUUGUCCAAAUAUGUUGUUGUCUCUGUCAAGGUUAGCAAAAUAUAGGUGAAUACAAAUCCAUUUUACGUAUCUUCAGAGGGCUACACCAGUUUUCAUUGUAUUUUACAGAUAUUAGUACUUUUCUGCUAUUUAUGUACUUUAAAUGUUAGAGGGUCAAAAUAAUCUUUCCGCUUAGCAUCUCUUACCUGCAAAUAUAGCAGGGGUGUUAUAUUUACUUUAAUAUGUGUAUAAACUAUGCAGAAUUUUUUUAAUAAAAUGUAAUAUAUUUUAUAAGCUAAUAAGACUGAAUGGGUAAUUAAAGGUUUCUAGUGUACAUUACUAUAACUUGCAGAUAUGGAGACAUUUUGGUAAUCUUUCUUACUAAAGAUGUGAAUGUUUAAUGUACUUUCACUGUUUCUACUCUGGUAGUCCGAUGGGAAUUCAGUAAUGACAUUUUGUCAUGUCAAACUGUGAACAUAAAUUUGUACUGUACAGUCCUCAUACUAUAUUUAGUAUAAAAUACAUAUGUAUUAUACUUGUUAAUAAAGCCAUCAGAAUA
Messenger RNA from Cygnus olor (mute swan), 5286 nucleotides. It is a transcript of the gene KLF3, whose product is annotated as Kruppel like factor 3. Lineage: Eukaryota; Metazoa; Chordata; Aves; Anseriformes; Anatidae. Bases 374 to 1417 code for a protein of 347 amino acids. Gene Ontology annotation, molecular function: DNA-binding transcription factor activity, RNA polymerase II-specific; RNA polymerase II cis-regulatory region sequence-specific DNA binding. The record is from RefSeq and is a predicted model, not a curated record. The transcript is spliced from 7 exons. Gene Ontology annotation, biological process: regulation of transcription by RNA polymerase II.